GGAGGCGUUUCCGUUGAGGCGCACAUCCGGGCGGAGCUUCCGGGUUCCUUUGUCCCUGGCGUCGCAGCCGGGCUCCUUCCCCCGCGCCCCCCUUCCCUACGGCUCAUCCUCGCCCUCAGCCGAAGAUGAGCUGCUUUGCUGCUGAAUAGGAAUUUGGGUGCCGCCGAAGGAACCCUGGUUGCUGCUUGCAGGGCUGGCUGGGUCUGGGGGAGUGAGAGCCACAGUGUUCCCCUUGCUGUGGAAAUCUGGCAGGAAAAGAACACUUCAAAAUGGCACAGUUCAAGCGUCAGAAGCAGCUGAGAGCCAGCAAUCUUCAGGGAGCCAGGUCGUUCUCAGGAACCCAACCAGCCUCUUUAUUGGGACCUGCACCUGGCCUCUUAAAUCCUCCCAUCUCAGCAGAGAUUAUUCAGGCGGCACGCCAUCUUCAGGGGGGAGAGAAACAACGAGUUUUUACUGGAAUAGUCACCAGCCUCCACGAUUACUUUGGAGUGGUGGAUGAUGAAGUUUUCUUCCAAUUAAGUGUUGUCAAAGGUCGGAUCCCACAGAUUGGUGAAAAGGUGCUGGUGAAAGCUGUCUACAACCCAAGCCAGUCAGUGCCCUGGAAUGCCUUGAAGGUCCAGACAUUGUCAAAUCAGCCUCUUCUGAAGCCCCCCACCCCUCUGCUCCAUGUGGCUUCUUUGGGGCAGAAGCAAGGCAUCCUGGGAGCCCAGCCACAGCUGCUGUUUCAGCCUCACCGUAUCCCACCUCUCUUUCCCCAGAAGCCAAUGAGCCUUUUCCAGACAUCUCCAUCGCUGCACUUGAGCCAUCUUGGCAGAUACACUGGUCGGGGUCCAAAGGGCAGGCAAGACUCAGGCAGAUGGGAUGACUUUGAUUCCAAGAAACGGAAGCAGAAAGGUAAUGAGCCAUGGGGAGUGAAAAAGCCACGACACGAACCACCCCAGUACCGAGUCCAGUUGGCCUGCUAUGCUGUGAACAGCCCCUUCUGUGAUGCCAUGGAAAUCCUGAGGCGUUACUGCAGUAUCCAGCUGCCCAAGGAGUUCUAUGAUGUGCGCCUCUGCUGGUUGGACACCUUCCCACUCACUCAGCCACUGACUCUCCGGCACCCCAGCCGCAUCCAGGUAGCCAGUGCUGCUGAAGAGGCACCUCAGGGUGAUGAAGGCACGACGCAGGAUGCUCAGCCAGAAGACGCCAACUCUGCAUACAGUGCCAAGGUUUUGCUGCUCUCUUCUCCGGGCAUCGAAGAAUUUUACCGCAAUUGUUUGCUAUACAUUGAAGAUCCCAGUGACCAGAGGGAGAGUCCUGAGCACCCAACAAAGAAAAUUAAGUUCUUGCUGGGAAAGAAAGCAGACGAAGCAGUGCUGAUUGGAGGGGAGUGGUCCCCAUCUCUGGAUGGUCCUGACCCAGCUGCAAACCCUAUGGCUCUGAUUCACACAGCCAUUCGUUGCACCAAAGCGCAGAUUGGUUUGGACUUGAGUGCUUGCACUAAGUGGUUCCGGUUUGCAGAGUUCAGAUACUUGCGUGAGGGAAACCCAUCUCAUCAGGAGAGGACAGUGGUCUUCUUGCCAGACAUUUGGAGCUGCAUGCCAUCUCUUGAAGAAUGGGAGGCCUCAUGCAAGCAGAAAGCAGAAAAAGCUGCUGCACCAUCAGAAGAGAAAGUGGAGAUGGAAGAGGAAACUGUACAGUCCUCUGAACAAGGCUCCAAGCAGGAGUCCAGUGAACAGGAGGUAGACUCAGCUGAACAUGUCCCUGAGCCAGCUCUUGAGACCUCAGCACCUGAGCCAGAGAUUCCAAUUCCUCCCCUGGAGCCUGCCAUUGUUGCUCACCUACAGCCGGCACUGCAGGGUGGCCAGCCCAGCUGCACCAACAUCUCCCUUUGCACCCUGCUGGAGUACAGGCGGCAGCGGGAGAAGCUCUCCUUUGAGGUGGCAGUGGUGGCAGAGUUCUUCCAGGAGAUGCUGCAACGGGAUUUUGGUUAUAAGCUCUACAAGGCAUUACUGGCCCUGCCAGAGAAGGAGUCGGUGGAGGCAAAGAACCCCGAGCAGGAGAAAGCAGCUGAAUCAGAAAAGGAGGGAGAGAAUGAGCUGAGAGAAGAGCCUCAAGAGAAUAUUGGGACAGAGGAAGCCCUGGAAAAUAGCCAGAAGGAUGUUCAGAAGGAGGAGGCUGGGGACACUGAGAAGAAGCCCUCAGGUCAGGAUGGGGCCAGUUCAGCCAAGGAGGAGGUCAGUGGGAAUGUCAAAGCGGAAUCAAAGGAUUCUACAGAUGAGCUGUGUGAGCUGAGCCUAGAGGAUGACUUGCUGCUGCUGAGAGAGGAGGAGGAGGAGGAUUUUGGUGUCAAGUUAGAAGAUGCUGAAGUGAGAUCAGUUGCAUCCAACCAAUCAGAGAUGGAGUUCUCCUCCCUUCAUGAUGUGCCCAGAGAGCUGGACCCAAGUGCUGUGCUGCCAUUGGAUGCCCUUCUUGCCUUCAUUUACUUUGACUUGAAUUUCUGCGGCUACCUGCACAGGAGGGAUAUGGAAAAGGUGCUUCUCACCUUGGGGCUGCAUCUCUGCAAAGAGCAGGUGAAGCGCCUGGUGAACAGGGUGGUGACGCAGUUCGUGUGCCGUUACCGCAGCCUACGCUACAGCCGACAGGAAGGGACUGAGCCAGGCCCUGAGGAGGAGACAUUAGGGAACCUCAAUCUACUGUCCUCAUCUAUCUCUGUGCCUGAGGUGCCUACCAAGCAUUCUCCAGAGUCCGGCAACCUGGUUUCAUACAAUGGGACUGUCCUUAAUGUAGGGAAACUGCUGGAAAAGGCAGAACAGACAGAAAACAGCCGACUCUAUCUAGAGAACAAAAUCCACACGUUGGAGCUCAAAUUGGAAGAGACCCAGGUUCGCUUCUCUACAACAGAGGCUUCCAACAAGGCCCUGACAUUGGAGGUUCAAGAGCUGCAGAAGCGCCUCACUGAGAUGGAGGAGCAGUGCAAGGGGAACGAGAGGCAAAAAUCCAGUUUCCAGAGGCUGCUGCUGGAGAAUAAGAAGCGCCUGAUUCCACUGCAGCUGGAAAUCCAGAAGAUAAUUGAGAAGACCAAUAAUUGCCUAGAAAAGAAGGAACCAGCACCCACAGCAGUUUCCAGCAACUGAGACUCCCCGGAGAAGCAGCUUGGCAGGGAAGAGCUGUACUUUGGUUUGAUAUUUUUGGGCUGUGGGUUAGCAGUUUGGGUAAGCCUUUGAAACCUUCAACCCUUUCACUGCCACGUGAGAGGCUGGAGCUGGAGUUCCUCCUAAGCCCACUCCGCCACCUCUGGCUUGUGUGUGUUGGCAGAAAGGCCACCUAGCCUAAUCAUGGCUGGGAUUCAGUUCAUAUGCUGGAGCCACCAUUAUUGUUUAAAGGAGUACCCAUUUAGUAGGAGUUUUGAUGGUCUAUUGUGUGAAGUGGAGAAGCUACCAUGCAGGUAUUCUCAAGCUGUCUGCCAGUAGAAAGUACUAGAAGGGAUUUUUUAAAGCCCAGUUCGGUAACGAACAACAGGGGCUGACUGCACCAAAGGACAGGGCAUGGCUGGCCUCUUUGUGCUGCAUGGAGAAUUUUUUUCUGUUCUCUUCAAGCCCUCCCUCCCUCCCUGCCUCACAGCUUUUGCUCAAGGAGGUGGUUCAGUGCUGCGUGCUGGCCAUUCUAAGGAAAACAAUGCCAUUUGGUUCCCUCUCUGGCAGUUUUGAGUCACUCGCUUGCAAGAUGUAGCUUUAAAGGCUCAGCAAUCUGCUGUGUUUUCGCCAGUCUUCAAAUGUAAGUGAAGUUAUCGGCCACCAGGUCUGGUCUUAGGCGGUAGGGUGGCUGCAGUGCAUUUAACUUCCAUUUUGGGGAAGUAGCAAUGGAAGGAGAGCUGUGAUAGGUAGCCCAUUGGGUCCCUGUGGUAGCCUUUAGCAGAGUAGUGGCAGGCCAGGCAGGUGGGGGGCUGUCCAAAGCCAGUUACUGUUGGUUGCAUCUGCUCUGGCCACCUGUUUCCCCACCCUCAGGUGGUCUGUCUCUUCUGGAUGUGUUGCUUUUAGUCUGUAAAUGUGGUAACAACUUGUAUUUAACUGGCCAGGUUCCCUUUUAUAAAAGUCUUUUCCUCAGUUAGAA
Messenger RNA from Zootoca vivipara (common lizard), 4095 nucleotides. It is a transcript of the gene CCAR2, whose product is annotated as cell cycle and apoptosis regulator 2. The record is from RefSeq and is a predicted model, not a curated record. Gene Ontology annotation, biological process: regulation of DNA-templated transcription. Lineage: Eukaryota; Metazoa; Chordata; Lepidosauria; Squamata; Lacertidae. Gene Ontology annotation, cellular component: nucleus.